AACGUGAAGGCACGAUGCCUAUUGUAGAUAAGCCAGACUCUGCCCUAUGGAACUCCGGGUUGAACAUCGCGUUGACCCCAUAAGCACCGUCACGACUAGCACUUGGCACGAGAGGACUCAUCGCAUCAUGCAAGAAGGUCUGACAAACGCCAGUGUGUUGCACGGGGCUGAGAUGGACUUAAGGGUGGACGUACGAGGAUAUAAACCUGCGAUGCGUGCAGAGACGCCAGAACAGCAACCAGCACUGACUACCUCCUGCCUAUUACUUUCAAAGCAAUUGUGAAUACUCUCUAGUCGCUAUCUCCCACUUCUUCGACUCACACAACCAACAACCGUCCCGAUGUCGUACCUAUUCCGGCAUUCGUCGGUAGGAACUGCUCUACACUACAUCCGCCAUCGCAACUUCGACUUCUCUCGUAGCAAAGCCAAACCACUAUCGCCCUCCUCCUCGAGUGACGACGUGUCUGCGGCUGUCGCUGCAGAUAGCAUCAUCGGUGCCGAACUCAAACACGAACAGAGUACGACUCUCGUUGAUUGGGAUAGUCCUGAUGAUCCUAGCAACCCCCAAAAUUGGCCAAUGAGGGACAGGGUCCUCAUGACCACUCUCAUCGCCCUCUACACGUUUGCUGUAUACGUUGGCUCGUCCAUUUACUCGCCGUCCCAAGAAGCGGUACAAGAGGUCUUCCACAAGUCACAUGUGGAAGGCUCGUUGGGCCUCGCUCUGUACGUGCUAGGAUACGGCAUAGGAUGUCUACUCUUCUCGCCCUUAUCAGAGAUUCCGGCCGUGGGGCGAAAUCCACCUUACGCAAUCUCCGGAUUUCUCUUCGUCAUCCUCUGCAUUCCAACUGCACUCGUGAACAACUACCCUGGCCUGAUGAUACUGCGGUUCCUGCUUGGUUUUAUGGCAUCGCCAUGCUUGGCUACUGCUGGAGCGUCUCUGGCCGAUGUCUGGAACAUGUCCGAGUUUCCUUUCGCUGUAGCACUGUGGGCUGCUACCGCAACCAUGGGACCUGCUCUUGGUCCUACACUCUCGUCUUAUGCCGUCCGCGAUCUGGGUUGGAGAUUCUCAGCCUGGGAGCUCAUGAUCAUUGCUGGCCCCAUCUAUAUCCUGAUGCUUUGCAUGCUGCCUGAGUCUUCGGCACCUACGAUUCUCUACUACAAAGCGAAGCGCCUCCGCGAAGAGACAGGGAACCAGAAUCUUAUGUCUGAAGCAGAGAAGAAGCAGAACAACCUGAAGGCCUCCAGCCUCUUGUUUGAUGCCUUGAUUAAGCCUUGGGAGAUCAAUGCCCUCGACCCCGCAAUUCUUUUCACCACAGUUUACAUGGGACUGUGUUACGGUACAUACUACUCCUUCUUCGAGUCUCUGCCUCUUGUAUACCCGGUUAUGUACAAUUUCUCCGCUGAGAGCACCGGCCUCGUGUUCCUCGUUGUCGCACCAGCGGGUCUCCUUGCAUUCACUGUCCACUGCAUCUAUCUCAAGUAUAGAUGUUUCCCCCGCUUGAUCAACGGCACCUUUGGAGAGCUUGAGAACCACCUGCUGCCUGGCUUGUUCGCGAGUCCUAUCAUCUGCAUUGGCCUCUUCAUAUUUGCAUGGACAGCUCGUUCGUCGGUACACUGGAUAGUCUCUGUCCUGGGACUUGGUUUCACAAUCUUUGGAAUCUACUUCGUUGCUCAAAGUGUCCUGCUCUACAUUCCCAACAUCUACCCUCGAUACGCCGCUAGCAUCUUCUCGGCCAACAGUCUGUCAAGGAGCUCGUUUGCUUUCGCAGCAGUACUCUUUUCUAGACCCAUGUUCCGGGCAAUCGGCAUCGAUGGAGGCGUCAGUCUGCUCGGUGGUUCUAUGGUCCUGUGUACCAUCGGUAUGUGGGUGCUAUUCAAAUAUGGCAAGAGUAUGCGGGAAAGGAGUAGGUUUGCUGUUGCUUAGAGGAUGCCCCGACUGGAAUGAAUAACGGAAAUGACGCAAAUUGCAUGUAGAACAGAUUUAGACAUAGACUUAGACUCAGACUGAUCGUAAUCCAACAACACUUUUUCUCUGAACAAUA
Molecule: messenger RNA, 2042 nt
Organism: Boeremia exigua
Lineage: Eukaryota; Fungi; Ascomycota; Dothideomycetes; Pleosporales; Didymellaceae
Product: major facilitator superfamily domain-containing protein
Exons: 4
Coding region: 341-1924 (527 amino acids)
Biological process (GO): xenobiotic detoxification by transmembrane export across the plasma membrane
Molecular function (GO): fluconazole transmembrane transporter activity
Source: RefSeq, a predicted model, not a curated record